UCCCCCCCGCACUAAAAGGUCUCCUCCCCACUCCCCAUUCCAAGCUACUCGUCGUCUUCUCCACGCGGUAUAUCGAUAUACCGCUACAGCUACUAUUUGCCUGCCGAUACCCAAACUGCCCGGGCUUUUGUGUCGUGUUCUAUAUCUCCUGUAGCAAUGGCUUCGUUGGCUCCUUCUCCUCUCUCUGGUCACUACGGAUCUUCCCCUCUUAACCCCACUGCUCGCGCUGGUGGUCACCACGGAGGUGCUCCCAUCCGUCGUAACAUGUUUCCUACCUCUCGCCCUCUCCGUCCGUUUGCCCCGGCUAUUUCUACGACCCCGUCCGUGCCGGGGAAGAAGGGGAUCAAGCUUAUAGUGCCCAAGAGCGACAACUCGCACAUGUUUGUGCUUGACUUGACCCCUGAUGAGCUGGCGAGAAGUACGUGAGGAUCCGGUUGGGGUUAUCGAAAUGAGUGGAUUGGGGUCGUGAGGGCUCUGUUGCUCUGGUCCCUGUGUCCUUCUGUGAACGUUCUGUUCUCCUUGUGCUUCCUCUCUGUUGUACGGAGUGUGGGCGGACGUUGCGUGGAGAUUGUCGGGGAGAUCGCGAGCGAGACCAUGUAUACUAUCGCCAUGUUGUUUAAUUGCAACCAUUACGUUUACGGUAUUUGCCAGGGGUGUUGUUUUGAA
Messenger RNA from Dacryopinax primogenitus, 666 nucleotides. RefSeq lists its product as uncharacterized. The transcript is spliced from 3 exons. Lineage: Eukaryota; Fungi; Basidiomycota; Dacrymycetes; Dacrymycetales; Dacrymycetaceae. The record is from RefSeq and is a predicted model, not a curated record. The coding region runs from base 157 to 426 and encodes 89 amino acids.